Molecule: messenger RNA, 3933 nt
Organism: Adineta ricciae
Lineage: Eukaryota; Metazoa; Rotifera; Eurotatoria; Adinetida; Adinetidae
Source: the annotation of a GenBank genome assembly
AUGGACGCACAAAAAUCAAAAUCAAGUUCCACGACAAGGAAGCAUGGUAAUCAACCGCGACAACGCAUGGUUCAAAACUACCUCUUAGUUUGGGUGAAUGCCAACAUCGAUGAAAAGGACCAAGACUGUCGGAACACUUUGACUCACUUACAAAGUGUUGUCAAUGAUGUCAAUAUAUACACUCAACCAGAUGCUUGCGUUCAAUUCCUCAACAGCAUUGGUGACGAAAAAGCUUUCGUCAUCACAUCGGGAUCCUUAGGUCAACACUUGGUGCCCGAGAUUCACGGCAUUCCACAAGUGAGUGCCAUCUACAUCUUCUGUGACAACAAAUCCAAACAUGAAACCUGGACAAAGAACUGGUCAAAAAUUAAAGGUGUUCACACAAAUAUUGAAGGAAUCUGUGAAGCGCUGACCACGGGUGUUAAACAACAUAAUCAAGACUCCAUCGCCAUGAGUUUAGUUCCCGUAAUAGGAGAGGGUUCCAAUGUCAAUCUCAAUCAACUGGAACCCAGUUUUAUGUACACACAAAUAUUUAGGAAGAUUCUCCUUAACAUGGAGCAUGACAAGCAAGCAAUCAAAGACCUGGCUGAUUAUUGUCGUCAGCGUUUUCAAGGCAACAAAGAAGAGCAAAGGGUUAUCGAUGAGUUUGAAGGUGAAUAUCGUCCGGAUAAGGCCAUUUGGUGGUAUACACGUGAGUGUUUUACUUACAAAAUGCUCAAUCAAGCACUUCGCACUUUGGAUGGCGAAGUCAUUAUUAACAUGGGAUUCUUUCUUCAUGAUCUACAAAAACAAAUACAACAACUACACCAAGAACAGGUCAGUAAUUACCGAGGAAAACCUUUCGUAGUCUACCGUGGACAGGGACUAUGUAAGAAAGAUUUUGACCAGCUAUCAAAAACUGUAGCUGGUCUUUUAUCGUUCGCCAACUUCUUAUCCACCAGUAUCAAACAAGAGAAAUCUCUUGAGUUUACCUACAGCGCUCAAGGUGAUCCCGACAAGGUGGGUGUUCUGUUUGUGAUCACAAUUGAUCCGAAUAUUGGUACUACUCCAUUCGCAUCGAUUGGGGAUGUUAGUUACUACAAAGACGACGCUGAGCUCCUGUUCUCCAGGCACAGCGUAUUUCGAGUCGGUACAAUUCGACAAGUGGCUGACAAGAAUAAACUUUAUCAUGAGGUGCAACUUCAGUUGCCUGCUGAUAAUGAUCCACAACUCCGUGUGUUAACAGACCGGAUUGAAAGUGAAGUUAAAGGUGAUACAGGAUGGCAACGUUUGGGUCGAUUAUUGCUUAAACUCGGGCAGUUGGAUAAAGCAGAAGAACUGUACACUGUGCUACUGGGACAAGCGUCUGACAAGAGUGACAGAGCACUCUAUUAUCAUCAACUUGGCUUGCUGAAAAGUCGACAAGGCGAUUAUAAAAUGGCUAUAGAAUACUAUGAAAAAGCACUAGAAAUCCAAGAAAAAACUCUUCCUUCGAAUCACCCUUCGUUGGCUACUUCGUACAACGACGUCGGUGCGGUGUACAUGAACAUGGGAGAGUAUUCGAAAGCACUUCCAUUCUAUGAAAAAACACUCGAAACUAGAGAAACAAUUUUACCUUCGAAUCACCCCGAUUUGGCUCACUCGUACAACGACGUCGGUGCGGUGUACCACAGAAUAGAAGAGUAUUCGAAAGCACUUUCGUUCUAUGAAAAAGCACUUGAAAUCUACCAGAACACUCUUCCUUCGAAUCACCCUGAUUUGGCUCAAUCGUACAACACCAUCGGUGGGGUGUACAUGAACAUGGGAGAGUAUUCGAAAGCACUUUUAUUCUAUGAAAAAGCACUUGAAAUCUACCAGAACACUCUUCCUACGAAUCACCCUGAUUUGGCUCAAUCGUACAACGACGUCGGUUUGGUGCAUGACAACAUGGGAGAGUAUUCGAAAGCACUUUCAUUCCUUGAAAAAGCACUUAAAAUUAGAGAAAAAACUCUUCCUUCGAAUCACCCUAGUUUGGCUCACUCGUACAACAACAUCGGUGGGGUGUACAUGAACAUGGGAGAGUACUCAAAAGCACUUUCAUUCCUUGAAAAAGUACUUGAAAUCUACCAAAAGGCUCUUCCUUCGAAUCACCCUGAUUUUCCUCAAUCGUACAACAACAUCGGUGGGGUGCACAAGAACAUGGGAGAGUAUUCAAAAGCACUUUCGUUCUACGCAAAAGCACUCGAAAUUAGAGAAAAAACUCUUCCUUCAAAUCACCCUCAUUUGGCUACUUCGUACAACAACGUCGGUGGGGUGUACUACGACGUGGGAGAGUAUUCGAAAGCACUUUCAUUCUACGAAAAAGCACUUGAAAUUAGAGAAAAAACUCUUCCUUCGAAUCACCCUGACUUGGCUCAAUCCUACAACAACAUCGGCGCAGUGUACUACGACGUGGGAGAGUAUUCGAAAGCACUUUCACUCUAUGAAGAAGCGCUCGAAAUUAGAGGGAAAACUCUUGCCUCGAAUCACCCUGAUUUGGCUCAAUCGUGCAACAACAUCGGUGGGGUGUACAAGAACAUGGGAGAAUAUUCGAAAGCACUUUCAUCCCUUGAAAAAGCACUGGAAAUCUACCAAAAAACUCUUCCUUCGAAUCACCCUUUAUUGGCUACUUCGUACAACAACAUCGGUGCGGUGUACUACGACAUGGGAGAGUAUUCGAAAGCACUUUCAUUCUAUGAAAAAGAUCUUGGAAUAUGCGAGAAAACUCUCCCUUCGAAUCACCCUGAUUUGGCUACUUCGUACAACAACAUCGGUGGGGUGUACUACAACAAGGGAGAGUAUUCGAAAGCACUUUCAUUCUAUGAAAAAGCACUUGACAUUAGAGAAAAAACUCUUCCUUCGAAUCACCCUCAUUUGGCUACUUCGUACAGCUGCAUCGGUUUGGUGUACAAGAACAUGGGAGAGUAUUCGAAAGCACUUUCAUUCUAUGAAAAAGCACUUAAAAUUAGAGAAAAAACUCUUUCUUCGAAUCACCCUGAUUUGGCUCAAUCGUACAACGACGUCGGUUUGAUGUACAUGAACAUGGGAGAGUAUUCGAAAGCACUUUCAUUCCUUGAAAAAGCACUUAAAAUUAGAGAAAAAACUCUUUCUUCGAAUCACCCUGAUUUGGAUCAAUCGUACAACAACAUCGGUGCGGUGUACUAUAGGAUGGGAGAGUAUUCAAAAGCACUUUCAUUCUAUGAAAUAGCACUUGAAAUCUACCAAAAAACUCUUCCUUCGAAUCACCCUUGCGUGGCUACUUCGUACAACAACGUCGGUGCGGUGUAUGGCAGCGUGGGAGAAUAUUCGAAAGCACUUUCAUUCUAUGAAAAAGCACUUGAUAUUAGAGGGGAAACUCUUCCGUCGAAUCACCCUUUAUUGGCUACUUCGUACAACAACAUGGGUUUGGUGUACAAGAACAUGGGAGAGUAUUCAAAAGCACUUUCAUUCUAUGAAAAAGCGCUUGAAAUACAGGUAGAAGCUCUUCCUUCGAAUCACCCUGAUUUGGCUACUUCGUACAGCAACAUCGGUUUGGUGUACAAGAAUAUGGGAGAGUGUUCGAAAGCACUUUCAUUCUAUGAAAAAGCACUGGAAAUCUACCAAAAAACUCUCCCUUCGAAUCACCCUUCGUUGGCUACUUUGUACAACAACAUCGGUGGUGUGUACAAGAACAUGGGAGAGUAUUCGAAAGCACUUUCAUUCUAUGAAAAAGGACUUGAAAUUAGAGAAAAAACUCUUCCUUCGAAUCACCCUUCGUUGGCUAGUUCGUACGGCAACAUGGGUGGGAUGUACUAUAACACUAAGGACUAUUGGAAAGCACUUACCUGCUUCGAACGCGCUCUGGACAUUCGUCAACGUGCAUUACCGGCGAAUCACCCUCAUAUAAAAGACGUAAAAGAAAGUAUCGAAAUUUGUAAAAGAGCGAUGAAGAAAUAA